UAUGACGGUCUCCUACUGACGUGUCGCACUCGACUAUUACUGAGGGGAAAAACACAGGUCUUGUUUUUUCCUGCUACUUCUGUAACCCGACAGGUAUCACCCACGGACUGAACCAUGUCAGAGCCCAGCAAGCAAGAGAUUUCAACUAUUUUUAAGCGACUUCGCUCCAUUCCUCCGAACAAGGUUUGCUUUGACUGCUCGGCUAAAAACCCGAGUUGGGCCAGCAUCACCUAUGGGGUGUUCCUCUGUAUAGAUUGCUCUGGGACUCACAGGUCUCUUGGGGUGCACCUGUCCUUCAUCAGGUCCACGGAGCUGGAUUUUAAUUGGUCCUGGUUUCAGCUGAGGUGUAUGCAAGUUGGAGGCAAUGCCAGUGCGAUUUCAUUUUUCAACCAACAUGGUUGCACAACAAGCGCCGCAAAUUCCAAAUACAACAGCCGAGCCGCUCAGCUGUACAGAGACAAGAUAAAGACUUUAGGCACACAGGCCACCAGGAGUCAUGGCACCGAGCUGUGGCUCGACAGUCAGGCUCCUCUCUCCCCAACAGCACCAGACGACAAGCAGGUGGAUUUCUUCAGUCUGCUUUCACAGUCUGAACCUGAAAACUUGAACAUUGGCAAAAUGAGUCUAAGCUCGACCUUAUCAGAGAGGCCUUCAACUCCGGUUAAAGAGGAGAAUGGAAAUGAGGAGGGUCCAAGCGUGGAUAUGCUUAGUAUGUCUCCAAAAGCAAAUCUAGAUGUCCCGUCUCUUCUUAAGAAGAAGCCAGCUGCUGCCAAGAAAACCUUGGCCUCUAAGAAAGGCGGUCUUGGCGCUCAGAAGGUGAGCAGCAAGAGUUUCUCCGAGCUGGAGAAGAAAGCUCAAGCUGCCGACAAGCUCAGAGAGAAAGAGGGGGGGCCGGCGUCCACCAAGAAGAACACCCAACCUGAAGAAUCCAUCACUCCAUCUCUGCGACUGGCCUAUAAGGAUUUUGAGCAGCAGAGGAAAGUGGAGGAGAAGAAGUUUAAGGUUGAGGGGAACAAGAAGGAACAAGCUGAGAGACUGGGCAUGGGACUGGGCAGCAGAGGCGAGAUGUCUCACUCGGUGACGUCGGACAUGCACAUGAUCCAGCAGGAGACUCCUGUGGGGGCCAAAAGCAAGAAAGGGCGACGGUUCAAUGACGACGACGAUGAUGAAGGAUCCUUCAGCCCCAGGGUCUCGUCUCGAUACGAGAAUGAAGCAGAGACGUCUGAUAGUUAUUCAGCGCGGUGGGAAAGUAGAGGUGAGGUCGAAGGCUGGAUGAAGGAGAGCAAGAAACCAGAGCCGGACUUCUACCUGACCUCCACGAUCUCAUCGCUGGACGACAGGUCCACAUCCAGAAGAAAACCCGAACCGGUCUCGGACUCUGGGGAAGCUCAGAAAAAGUUUGGAGUUGAUGUGAAAUCCAUCUCUUCAGACAUGUACUUUGGGAAACAGGAUAACUCUGAGUACGAGGCCAAAACCCGACUGGAGAGAUUCUCUGGGAGUUCCUCUAUAAGCUCAGCGGACCUGUUUGAAGAUCAGAAGAAACAGGCUGCGAGUUCCUACCGUCUGACCAACGUGCUGCCCAGCGCUCCUGACAUGGCCCAGCUCAGACUGGGAGUGCGCUCUGUUGCGGGGAAACUCUCCGUCAUGGCCAGUGGUGUCGUGAACUCUAUUCAGGAUCACUACAGUACUUGAGUCGUGCUGCUCCUCCUCUUGGAUUCAGCAGCCUCAUCAUCAUCCUCCUCUGUUUUACAGAGUCUGAGAAGCUUUGCAGUGAGUGUUGGUCACUGCAAAGGACAAAGCUUCUCUAUAAAAGACCCCCAGAUAUCCCUGUAAACAUCUCUAUCUAGUUUUAUAUUGGAUAAUGUACAUAGAAAAGUUGCUACAAUCAAGAUGGUGGAAGCACAAUAUUUCAUGGGGAGUUAUAUUCCCCUGUCGGCAUCUUGAAGGGGCAUUAAUGUGUAUAAUUUAGAAAAGAAGAACAUUCAGUUUGCAGUUUAUUACUUUCUUUGCUUUGUGGUCUUGAGUUAUAAAUGUUUAGCAACGCUGUAUGUAGCAGGAGCGACUUCCUUUAGGUGAUGAGUUUAAAAAAAAGAAUCCUCAGCAGUGUAGAGGAAUAAGUUGUACCUUUUCUUUUUAAGUGGUUACAAUCGUUCAUUACACACAGUGUGGGGUCCUAUUGUUAUUCUUUUUUUUUUUUUGCACAUUGCUGAAGGUUUGAAAGUGUCCUUUCUGUCCCAAAAGUGCACUUAUGUUUGCUUUUCCACAGACGGGACCAAAAGCUGAAUACAGAGGCCUUGAGGUGUAGCUUAAUGUUCAUACGUCAUCAGUUUGAAUCUGCCACAUUAGCGCACAAGCUUUCUGUUGAUGUUUUUUUUUCUCUCUCUAUAUCUGUGGUCAGGUGUGUGUGACGAAGUUGAUAUAAAAUUAUAUUUAAAAAAAAAAAAAAAAAAAAGUUUGACAUUUUGGUAAAACCCCUGGUUGGCUUUCUUGCUUUAGUUGAGUUUUAGAUGAGACGAUCAAUUCUAGUCUCAUAUUAGUCCGUUAUGAUAUAUGGAGCUGUGAGCAGCAGCUGAUUGGCUUGCUGAGCAUACGUGAUGGAAACGAGGGCAGCUUAAAGUAAACACGAUGUUGGUACAGCUGAGCAUGUGUACCUUUUAAACGGAGCCAGGCGAGCUGCUUUGCCCUGUUUUCAGUCUUUAUGCUAUGCUAAGCUAAGCUAUGGCUGUUGUGGUUUCAAUCUAUUGCUAAAGGCCUUAGGUAAUCAGUUUAACAGAACCAGAAAGCCCCUUAAUGUAGACUAGUUGCACUACAUAUUUAUAUAUAUAUAAUAAUAUAUAUAUAUAUUUCUUUACUAUUGUUUGGAGUUUGACACUUUAAAAUGGUUUUAAUGAAGAAUGGGGUCAACAUUGUAACUUUCAGAUUUAUUGAAUUUAAAAGGGUGCCUUUUGAUGAUGUUUGGGUUGGUUUUUUUUUGGUUUUUUUUUGUAGCUGCUUUUUGUUAAAAUUAGUGUUUACAUGUUGGGGGUUGACCUUUUUUGUUGUUGUAACCUUCACUGUUUAAUCAGUUAACUCUCCCAGACAAACCAUUUCCUGAUGUGGUGGGACCUCUUUGUAGCUCUUAGGCCCCACCUUGAAUAAGAAUGUAAACAUCUAAAGCUUUCAAAACUAUUAUUUGUCUUAUUAUUUGCUGUUCCUGUAAAAAAACAAAACAAAAAAAAAAGAAAUGUGGUUAAUUCUGGCACUUGUAGCUCUUCAGGUGGGGCUAUAGUUAGAAAAUAGAACGCAGCUUGAGAAAACAGCUUUACUAUAACGUUUGCCGCGAUGCUAAAAAUGCUUAAAUUAGAUUUUGCAGAGUUUCUAAAGCCCUGAUGAGGAACGCUCACUCUGUAGUAAUUCUGCCUCUCAGGACUUUGAUUUGACUUGUAAACAUAAAACACUAAAAGAGGGCAAAAGUCUGAGUUUUAUAUCCUUCAGUGACCAAAUAUUUGUCUACUCCAUCACUUAAUGCCUUAGUCCAAAGAGGUCUGAUGAGCAUGCCCUCGUUGCUUUAUUGUUGAGUCAUCUGGUUAUUUUAUUUGUUUUGCACAUCAUUUGUUAGACAUUGCACGUGGCAGCUUUUUGCUUGAAUGUACUUUAAUGUAAUUUAAUAUUUUGCCUCUAAGUUGACAUUGCAUCCAUGUUAGGACUUUUUUUUAUUGUAUCUGUUGAUGUUUGUAUAAUAUUUUUUUUUCUGUGCCUUCUUAUGUUAAACAUUGUUAAAAGUUACCUAGAAGAAAAGCAGCCCAUGUAAUUGGCAUGUCCCAUAGUUAAUAGCUGACACAUUGUGAAAAGAAGAGAGCGAGUAUGGCUGUUAAAUAUGAAGAAUUAUUCAACGAGAACUGUACAGUAGACUGAAAUCCUCUAUAGAUACGGUGGUGUAUACGGCUUUGAAAUCAAGUUUUUGGCAUAUUUUGACACUCUAAAUCUCAGUUUAGAUUUUUGGAAACAUGUUGAAUAAAUGGCUUGUGCUUA
Messenger RNA from Labrus bergylta (ballan wrasse), 4011 nucleotides. The record is from RefSeq and is a predicted model, not a curated record. Lineage: Eukaryota; Metazoa; Chordata; Actinopteri; Labriformes; Labridae.